This is a messenger RNA of Miscanthus lutarioriparius, 903 nucleotides long. NCBI's taxonomy places the organism in Eukaryota, Viridiplantae, Streptophyta, Magnoliopsida, Poales, Poaceae. The record is from the annotation of a GenBank genome assembly.
AUGCAGCGUAAGCACUACAGGGGUCUGUCAAACCCGCAAUGUAUUCAUGGGAUUGAGGUGGUCAGGUCACCAAAUCUUGCAGGGCUCACUGAGGCAGACCUUAGGAGGUGGGCAGAACUUACAGGGAGGGAGCUCAAUUUCAUCAUCCCGCAGGAAGCCAGUGAUUUUGGGACAUGGAGGACCAUUCCGAACUCAGAGCUUGAGCUUGAGAAGCCACACCCUGUCAUGAAGAGCAAUGGUACCCAAAACCCAAAGAAAGCGGGCUUGAAUUUGUCAUCACCGUCCAAUCAUUCAGGCGAAGAUGGUAUGGAUCUCUCCCCAGUCAGCAGCAAGCGUAGGAAGGAAUUAUCCCCACAAGCCAUGGAUGAGGAAGUAUUCUUCCCACUGAAUUCUUGCCCUCAGAAGACACAACAAGAUGUGGAGAUGCAUUCACCAGCGCAACCUGCAUGGCUCCAUGAGUUUGCUGGGGUGAUGAGAAACGCUUGUGGGCCAGUGACUGCUGCCAAGUCUAUCUAUGAGGAUGACCAGGGCUACUUAAUAAUGGUCAGCUUGCCGUUUGUUGAUCAGCAGAGGGUGAAGGUUUCAUGGAGGAACACUCUGACUCAUGGCAUUGUGAAGAUCGUUUGUGUUAGUACUGCUAGGAUGCAACAUAUAAGGAGACGUGGUAGGACGUUCAAGCUUGCCGACCCUUCCCCUGAGCAUUGCCCUCCUGGGGAUUUCAUCCGUGAAAUACCUCUAGCUACUCGUAUCCCUGAAGAUGCUAAGCUGGAGGCAUGUUUUGAUGAGGCUGCCUCAGUGCUUGAGAUCAUGGUCCCAAAACGAGGAAAUGAACCUGAAGAACAUGAAGUUAGGGUCUCUCUGCGACCCCCUCACUUUGGAGCUAAUGAUCUACUUUUGACCUAA